This is a messenger RNA of Lentinula edodes (shiitake mushroom), 1667 nucleotides long. RefSeq lists its product as uncharacterized. The record is from RefSeq and is a predicted model, not a curated record. Bases 180 to 1259 code for a protein of 359 amino acids. The transcript is spliced from 5 exons. NCBI's taxonomy places the organism in Eukaryota, Fungi, Basidiomycota, Agaricomycetes, Agaricales, Omphalotaceae.
AACUACAAUAGAUGCCGACACGUAAUGUGUGGCGCCACUUCAUUUCGCUUUGACCAUCCGGGAGCGCAUGCGAGUCAUGAUUACUCAAACAAUAAAAAAGCAUUGUUAAUCUCCUUCUACCAUCAUCUUCAGCACGUUGUGCUAUCGAAAACUCAGGAUCGCAAAGCCCUACAACGACCAUGACCGUACCUGUACCGGAGAUGGAUGCUACGAAAUCAAGGCUAACGAUGAAGAAGAUUAUUAGAAUCAUAGGUCCAAAGGAGUUGGAUGAAGGAGUAAGAUGUCGGAUGAAGCAUGUUAUCAAGAUACCGAGACUCAAUACUAUCGCCGAGGUUAAACCUCCUACCAGCAGCCACAGAAAUAACAGAAAUAAUGUAUCGACUCCAUACACAACCAAAGGACUUGUAAUCGUCAUACCACCGGCUAGGAACACCAAACGCGGUCGUGUUUCAGGAAAGGAGGACGAAGAGGAUGAUGCGUCGGUGGCGGUCGAGAGACCAUCCUCGAAACGCGCUCGAAAAUCCGAGGAUUCGAAAGAUGAGUCUGACGAGAAUUCACUCAUUACCACCUUGACACAUGCACCCGUGAGGACACACCGUAAGACCAAGUCCAAGCGGAUCUCCGAACGAAUGAGCAUCACACCGUUAACGGUGGCUAGCUGUUCUUACAGCGGCCAAUUCAACCUUUACGCUAUGGACCAUCAAGACCUAUGCCUGAUCUAUAGACCCGAGGGCUCUAGGGAGCCACAAUACGAAGAACUUUACAAAGCUCUCCGGUCAAAUGACCACAUCCAGGAGCUCACAGCCCAUGUGUCCCUCCCGACUAUACCCUAUGGCCGUAAAUACGGCUCAGCUCUCACCCCUGCUCUCUGCGACCCAAUCUCCGAAAGACCAUACAACAUCGAGCUGACGCGAAUCUCCCGUGUAAACCAGGUGUUUUACAGGGAGCACGAAAAAGAAUGUUUCGUGACACGGUACAACUCGGACGUAUCACGCGCAGGGAAGAUGCCAGGUGUGAGCGGGAAGACGGGCGUGGCGGCUGCAGGGGCUGGAGAUAAUGGGGUGCUGGAAUCCUCAGGAGACUUUAAUUUGAGCCGCGUUUGGGUAAAAAGAGAUACGGAGGGGAGACUGAUGGAGAUUUUUGAGGGAUAUAUGUCGCUGAGAGUCCGGUAUUGUAAAGAGUAUGAGCGGAAGGGAUACGGAGAAGGCUUCAAUGUCGGGUUCGCAUUUUGGGCGCUGAGGACAAGUCAUACAGGAUAAUACCUCCCUCCACCACUCCUCCAGUCACAUAUCAUACAUACCCCACCAAAACUCAAAAUGCUCUAUUCGUCUUCGAGACCGACCUCUCCUUAUCCUUCCUCAAUUUCUCGAUAUAAAUGAACGUGAUAAGAAUAGUGUCGAUCAUAUCGACACCAGAAGGAAGUAUUUCCAGAUAUCCAGGAGGCGUAUUCCACAAGAUGAACUUUCGACGGUGGAAUCGCGCUACGGGGGUGUUGGACCCGUCGUUGAGGAUGAGCUGUCGAUUAUGAUCAUCUCAUGAGAUAUCGAUUCGAAAACCACUCGAUUGGUCUUGCUCACCUCGGGAGUAUAGAAGCCCAAAACCCACUUGUAUUCCUUCCCAUCUGGACCUGUAAAGACUCUGUGUCUUCCCCAAAAACCCCAAGAUUC